AUGUCUGAAUGGAUCUCUACCUUUCCAGGCUAUACCCUGGUAGUCUCUCGUGUCAAGAAAGUCGUUGGAAGCAUCAUCAGAACUGGCCCUACUCCCCGUCAUGUAGGUGUCAUUAUGGAUGGUAACAGGAGAUACGCCAAGAGUCAUAAAAUCGAAUUAAAGGAAGGGCAUAAUUUGGGCUUUGAUUCUAUGGCUAACAUACUUGAGCUUCUUUACGAAUCUGGUGUUGAAUGUGCCACCGUCUAUGCAUUUUCCAUUGAGAAUUUUAAAAGGCUGCGUUAUGAGGUCGAAUGGUUGAUGGACUUAGCUCGGUCCAAGUUCCAACAAAUCAGUCAACAAGGCGAGCUUUGUGAAAAAUACGGUAUUAAGAUAAAGAUACUUGGUAAUACUGAUCUCUUACCUAGCGACGUCCAAAGGAUCUUGGCCGAAACAGAGAAUAUCACGAAGGACAACACCAGAGCUGUUUUGAACGUUUGCUUUCCAUAUACUUCUAGGGAUGAGAUGACAAAUUCUAUCAAAAGAAUUGUCACUUUAUCGGAGAAGGACUCGUCUGUCUAUAUCGAUGAGUCUACCAUCGAUGACUUCUUGUACACAUCAGAAUCGCCACCUCUUGAUAUAUUGGUGCGUACCAGUGGAACUUACAGACUAUCAGACUUCUUGUUAUGGCAGUCAGUUCCCUCGUCAUGUGCAAUCAUGUUCAGCAACAAAUUGUGGCCAGACUUCACUGCAUGGGACAUGAUAAAGAUACUUCUUAACUGGAGUUUCAACAUGUAUUGGUAUGGCAAUGGGAAUGGCAAUAUCAAUUCAUCUUCAGUGAAACUAUCAACUGUUCCUGAGACACCCAUCAAAGCAGAUAUUGAGCUUUCUCCCCUGCCAGGCUUGUCCUCAUCUACCACCGCAUACGAACGUUUUCAAGACAACUCCACAGAAAGCGAUCUGGAUUCGCUAGUGAAGUCUGAUGCCGAGAACAAUACCUCUAACCUGUCCAUGACAUCAGACGUCGCCAAAUUGGACAUCGCCCUUUCCACCAACUUGCCUAUUGCACUUAUCUUUUUGCCUGCUGCCGAUAUUCCUACCUUCGUGGGGGAAGGUAAAUGUGACUUGGGAAUCACUGGCUUGGACCAGGUAAAAGAAGCUGACAUGUUGAAGUCGGUGGAGCUUUUGUUGGAUUUACAGUUUGGCAAAUGCAAAUUACAAGUCCAGGUUCCCGAGAAGGGAGAAUAUGAUGAACCUGAGCAGCUACUUGGUAAAAAGAUAGUUACAUCAUUCACUAAGCUAGCCAGCAAUUACUUCGCAGAGAUUGAGCAGGUCCAAGGUCUUCCUGAAGGUAGCACGAAAAUCACUUAUGUUGGAGGCUCUGUAGAGGCUUCUUGUGCAUUAGGUGUUGGUGAUGCCAUAGUUGACUUGGUAGAGUCUGGUGAAACUAUGAAAGCUGCUGGAUUGAAACCCAUUGCUACGGUUUUAGACACCUCGGCUCACUUGAUCGCCUCCAAGACUCCUCGUUUCCCUGACUUGGUAAAGAUCAUUCAACAGAGAUUCGAGGGUAUCUUAGCAGCCCAAAGGUUUGUCUUGUGUACUUACAACGCACCUAGGUCUAUUGUUCCUGAAGUGUUAAAAAUUACUCCGGGCAGAAGAGCGGCUACGAUUUCUGCUUUAGAAACUCAGGAAACAAACGAUGAGCCAUGGGUAGCUAUAUCUUCCAUGGUUGAAAAAGCAAGAAUUAGUGAUGUCAUGGAUGAGUUGAAAAAAUUUGGUGGCACGGACAUUCUUGUGUUUGACAUAAAUAAUUGUAGGGUAUAG
This is a messenger RNA of Candidozyma haemuli, 1800 nucleotides long. Its product is annotated as ATP phosphoribosyltransferase. The coding region runs from base 1 to 1800 and encodes 599 amino acids. The transcript is spliced from 2 exons. Gene Ontology annotation, cellular component: cytoplasm; lipid droplet; endoplasmic reticulum. Gene Ontology annotation, biological process: L-histidine biosynthetic process. The record is from RefSeq and is a predicted model, not a curated record. Gene Ontology annotation, molecular function: ditrans,polycis-polyprenyl diphosphate synthase [(2E,6E)-farnesyl diphosphate specific] activity; magnesium ion binding; ATP phosphoribosyltransferase activity. NCBI's taxonomy places the organism in Eukaryota, Fungi, Ascomycota, Pichiomycetes, Serinales, Metschnikowiaceae.